AGCAAGCACCGACCGCUCCCCAAAAAUUCCAAUAACCAACGCUCCAUUUCACUUUCCCGCCCAAACUCGCCGCCGCGGUCGAGCGAUCUCGAGGCCCGCCACCCGCCGCCGCCACCCCAUGGACGGCGGCGACGCGAGCAGCGCGGGGGCGUUGCUGGACGACGUCUCCGCCGCCCUCCGGUCCCGCGUCACGGAGCUCCAGGAGCUCGUCCUCGCCCGCAACAUGUACCCGGUGACGGCGGUGCCUGACCUUGCCGCCGUCGACGUGUCGCUCACGGCCAUGGAGGCGCAGGUGCAGGCGAUCCGCCGCCGACUCCAGGAGGAACUCGAAAUCAUCCCCAAGGCCAAGAAACAAGUAAAUCAGGCCUUGAAGCAACAGCGGAGGCUGCAGCAUAUGCUUGCAAACAUGCCAACUGGGAUGCGCGAAGAUGUCUUUGCUACUCCUAUGGAACAUAACUCAUCAACGAUGUUGCCUGACUCCCUCAAUUUCAGCUCGGCUGUUCCUGAAGUCAUGGACCGUGAUUUAAAGAUUAAGGAGGAGCCAACUGCAGCACCCAAGAAAGGAAAAGGACCUGCACCUCGUUGGUACAUAUCCACUGAGGAGCUUGAUUCAUUGUCAUCAUACAUGAGAGGGAGGCUAACUCUGGAGAAGGUUAACAUCGCCAUUAAUGAAGUGGCUUCAUAUGCGGAUGGCAAUGCUCACCUUGUUGCUUGUACAAAGAAAAAGCUAUCAGAAGACACAUGGGAGAAGGCACUGGAAUUAAGGGACAUUGCAGCAACAGAAUCAGUGAAGGGGAAACAUUUCUUUCUCGAAACUGAUAUAAAGGGGCCUGGCUUAAAACUUGAUAAUACAGGGAAAGCUAUCCUUACUGUCCUUCGUCACCUUGGUCGUAUCCAUGAGACCCGGAUUGGGCAUCAUCGUGUUUUUAUACUUUCAAAACAACACUGAAUGAAGGUCUCUUUUGACCGUUAUUUAUGUGCUGGAGAAUAUCUGGCAUCAAGUUUAAUGUGGUGUUAGGCUGGAGAUAAGAUACGCAUGCAUUCAGCUUGUUUGCUAGGUUGUAUUUUGUUGCCUACAGGUCAAUGCUGAAAAUAGUUCGAUCAUGCAAACCUUUUGCGUGUUCUCGAAGAAGAAAACAUUACUCAGUGUCCCUCGUUUGGUCUGACCUCUUUGUACAUUUUGCUUCUAUGUAUUGCAUAGCCUCCUUUUCCAGUACGAGGCUGGAACUGAAAGCAUGUCGCAUCAUCAUACCGUAUGGUCCGGGAUUGAUGUGUGCUUUCGUUUACUGAUCUUGCUUGCAUGUUUACUUGUUCAAAGGUCACCUUGGUCAGAGCUGCUCUGCAUUCCCCUUUGUCUUUGUACC
This is a messenger RNA of Oryza brachyantha (malo sina), 1364 nucleotides long. RefSeq names its product spindle and kinetochore-associated protein 1 homolog. The record is from RefSeq and is a predicted model, not a curated record. The transcript is spliced from 9 exons. NCBI's taxonomy places the organism in Eukaryota, Viridiplantae, Streptophyta, Magnoliopsida, Poales, Poaceae. The coding region runs from base 119 to 949 and encodes 276 amino acids. Gene Ontology annotation, cellular component: outer kinetochore; spindle microtubule; mitotic spindle. Gene Ontology annotation, biological process: regulation of microtubule polymerization or depolymerization; cell division; chromosome segregation. Gene Ontology annotation, molecular function: microtubule binding.